Messenger RNA from Hevea brasiliensis (rubber tree), 4299 nucleotides. Its product is annotated as protein-tyrosine-phosphatase MKP1. Gene Ontology annotation, molecular function: protein tyrosine/serine/threonine phosphatase activity. Bases 415 to 2934 code for a protein of 839 amino acids. Gene Ontology annotation, biological process: protein dephosphorylation. The transcript is spliced from 3 exons. The record is from RefSeq and is a predicted model, not a curated record. NCBI's taxonomy places the organism in Eukaryota, Viridiplantae, Streptophyta, Magnoliopsida, Malpighiales, Euphorbiaceae.
GCAAUGUUCUAAUGGCUCCCUCAGUCAAAUAAAUAAAGAAAGAAAGUCACAACUGAAAAGGACUGCUAGCGCCCCUGCCCUUUCCCAGUUCCCUCUCCGGCUCUCUCUACCCCUUUCCCGGCCCUCUACUCUUCCUCAGCCAUUCAUCGUAUCAUUCAAACCUUCUCUAUCUUUCUCUUAAAUCUUCAUCUGUUCGUGGAUUCACCUUCAAAUCUUACUAUUGACGCUCUGUAGGGUAGGACACUGCUUGAUCUGAUAUGGGCCUUCAUUUCUCAUUUUUCUAGUUAACCUUUUCAUGGUCGCUCUCCAAUCCAAGUACACAUAUUGGGGAAAAGGAACACCGAGGAAGGGUUUAAAGAUUUCUGGGUUUCUCUCAAAUCUUGCGUUUUUUUAAACUUUUUGAAGUGGAGUGGAAUGGUGGGUGAAGGGAAUGGGAAUCCUCUGGAUUCGCCCCGGCUUCCCUCCGCUGCUGGGUCCCGCAAAAUGUUCUGGCGCUCCGCAUCCUGGUCUUCUUCCAGGACUGCCCUUCAAAACCCUGAAGCCGAAGAGAAAGACUGCGUUAUGGAUCCGAAUGUUAAUGAUAUUGGUAAAAGUAGUAACGUGCAAAACCGUAGGUACCCUGUUCCUUUAACCCCACGGUCCCAACAAAACUGUAAAGCACGGUCAUGCUUACCACCUUUGCAACCAUUGUCAAUUGCUCGUAGAAGUUUAGAUGAGUGGCCAAAAGCGGGUUCUGACGAUUUAGGCGAGUGGCCUCUGCCGACCACCCCAAGUGGUAACAGGUGUGGCGAGAGGUUGAAACUUGAUUUAUCUUCCAUCCAAAGAAACCCGGAUAGAAAUGCUGGGUUAGUCAAGAGAGAUAAGAUUGCUUUCUUCGACAAAGAAUGCUCAAAGGUAGCUGAGCAUGUGUAUCUUGGUGGGGAUGCAGUUGCUAGAGAUAGGGAGAUUUUGAAACAAAAUGGAAUUACUCAUGUGCUGAAUUGUGUGGGUUUUGUUUGUCCCGAGUAUUUCAAGACUGACUUUGUGUAUAGGACCCUGUGGUUGCAGGAUAGUCCUUCAGAGGAUAUCACAAGUAUUUUGUAUGAUGUUUUCGAUUAUUUUGAGGAUGUCAGGGAACAGGGUGGGAGAGUUUUUGUACAUUGUUGCCAAGGGGUUUCACGGUCCACUUCACUGGUGAUUGCAUAUCUUAUGUGGAGAGAGGGUCAGAGUUUUGAUGAUGCCUUUCAAUAUGUCAAAGCAGCGAGAGGGAUUGCUGACCCAAAUAUGGGUUUUGCUUGCCAGUUAUUACAGUGCCAAAAGAGGGUUCAUGCAUUCCCUCUUAGUCCUACUUCAUUGUUGAGGAUGUAUAGAAUUGCACCUCACUCACCAUAUGAUCCCUUGCAUCUUGUCCCAAAAAUGUUGAAUGAACCUUCACCAUCUGCUCUGGAUUCUAGAGGUGCCUUUAUUGUUCAUAUUCCUUCCACAAUCUAUAUCUGGAUUGGUAAAAAUUGUGAGGCCAUUAUGGAAAGGGAUGCUAGAGGGGCUGUAUGCCAGAUUGUUCGUUAUGAGAGAGCGCAAGGGCCAAUUAUAGUUGUUAAAGAAGGAGAGGAACCAGUUUAUUUUUGGGAUGCUUUUUCAAAUUAUCUACCUUUGAUGGAUAAAUCUAGUAAUGGAGUGGAUAUUGGGCCUUCAGCAAUUAAGAUUUGCCCUGGUGAGAGAAAAGUGGAUGUAUAUAAUGUUGAUUUCGAGAUUUUCCAGAAAGCAAUCAAGGGAGGUUUCGUGCCUUCAAUUGCACCAUCAGAGAAUGAACAUGAAAUCCACCUUCCUGCUAGAGAAAGCAGUUGGAGUGUCCUAAGGCGGAAGUUUGCCCCUGUUGAUAUGAAGGAGUUCAUCUCAGCACCAAAGAUAUUCCUCUCCAGGGUCUAUUCAGAUUCUAUGAUGAUAGUGCACUCCUCAUCACCAUCUUCAUCUUCAUCAUCUUCUCCUCCUUAUCUCUCUCCAGAUUCAAUCUCUUCCGAAUCUAGUACCAGCUCAAAAUACUCAGAAUCCUCUCUAGAUUCUCCUUCACCAGCUUCGUGUUCUGUUCUUGUAUCUUCACCAUCGUCUAACUUCGAUAACUUGUCUCUUCUCUCAUCCAAGGCUUCUUCUUGGCUACCAUCUGACACUCCUGGACAUCGUGCUGUCUAUAGCAUGUCAAAUCAAUGUUCCCAAGUAACCUCCUCAACAUCUAAGAAAUCUUCACCUUCACUUGCAGAACGCAGAGGUAGCUUGUCUAAGUCUUUGAAGCUGCCAGUUAUGACUGAUAAUUUGAGGGUGACUAGCACACCUCCAAGUUUACUUGCCUCUCAGGAAGAUGGUGCUAGGAUAAACAAGAAUACUUUUUCUUGGCGUAAUUCAAAUAGUAUAGAAAUUGUUUUAGAGUCCAAGAAUCAAGCUAAAGGAGGCAAAGAUUCAAUGGAAAAAAGCAAGUUGAAUAUAUCUCAAGAUAGACUAGUUAGUGCUGACUCAUGUGACAGAGAAGCUGCCUUUGUAAAUAAUUGUGAUGGACCUGAUAGAUAUUGUCUUUCGGGUGAAGGCUUGGGGUGUUCCAUCGCAAAUGGGAUUCAGGAAAAUGUUUCAUCUUCUUGUAACAUAAUGCAAUCAUUGGUUUGCCACUGGCCCAGUUUGGAAAGAAUUGCAACUUUUGGUACCAGCAACUUGGAUUCUAAAGCUGCUUUUGCAAUUUUAGCACCAGCUACUGGUUUAGGCAGAGAUGGGAGUAGGAUUCUAUAUUUUUGGAUAGGAAGGUCUUUUCCUUUUGAUGAGAGUCUGAUUCACUUAGAUUGCAACAAAGUAUUAAUGGAUGGAAAUUUUAUUGACUCUAAUCAAGUUGGUUGUCGUGUUCUAACUCAAAUGGGUCUUCCGAAGGAUAUCCCUGUUAAGCAUACUUGCAAGUGGGGCUCGAAGGAUGUCUGAAUUAGAAGGUGGUAGUAGGAAUUUAAUUACUUUCAGAUUCAUCCUCUACAAUCGAUAACAACAGGAUGGUUCUGUUAUCUGCUCAGAUCAGAACGAGGUAGAGGGAGCACUAUUCAGAUACAAGCUAUUAAACCUAUUCAAAUAAAAGCUCAUUUAGUCAUGCUUAGUUACUUACCAGUGAUUUCACAGCCCACGAUAUAUGUUAGUGUAGGGCUACAUCCUCUUAUCAUAUGCAAUAAUCUCUCUGUAGGGGAAAUUGUAAUGGGGGUUUGAGACCCAUAAGUGAAUGCAUGAGGGUUUGGGAUGUUGCCAGGGUGAAUUAUUUAAAAGUAAGGCUUGUUUAUUAUAUCUUUAGCAGUGAUAACAUAAAGGUGCUUCGAUGGCUUUUCUUAAGUUAGUUAGAUUUUAGUUGAAUUUAGAACAGUUUAGUGCAUUUUAGUCUCCUGUAAAGUGCUUGGUUUCUUUAUGUGAAAAAACUUCAUAGUGCCUGGUUUCUCUUUGUGAGAAACUUAGCAUGGCUGGCAUUGCAGAAAAUACAAGAAAAUAUUCAAUGUAAUUGAGAUUAGAAAAAAUAUUGGCCUCCUGAGUCCUGAUGCUCAAUCCUUUUGUGCUGCUGAGUUUAAAAUGUUUAACCCCAUCUUAGUUUUGCACAUGUUUUAUAGUGGGGAAAACACCUAUGUGGAGUCUAAGAUAUGUAGCGUAUUUAGUAAGAAUUUCCAUGGAUAGAAAAUAGUUCAUGAAUUUUAGAUUAAAAGCUUUGUUGGCCUACUAAUGCUAAAUCCUGCUAUGUGAAUCUCAUGAAAUAUAAACAUUGUAUGUGGCAAAGGAAAAAAAAUGCUGAGUCCUUGAUCUAAGUUUUCUGAAUGAGGUCCAAAGGAUUCCAAAAGCGUGCACAAAUAAUGCAUGAAUGAUACUAGGGAUUGCAUGAGUGCAGUGAACAAGCAAAUACUUAACUGUGCAUUUUGUUGGAGGCUUGGUGCUUUCUCAUGGUUUUUAAUUUUACUGCUGUUCAGUAAAAUAGAAUAAAUGCCAACGUGUGAGGAGAUUUGUUCUUAUAGCAAAGAGAGUAAAAGAUUGUGUUGAUCUUGAUCCAUCAACAAAGAAAUCUUAUGUUUGGGAAACUUGGACAGGAAGUGUACACGGAUGUGCAGGGAAUGCUUUGAAACUCUUAUGGAGAAAAAUUCUCAAAGAAAUGUGGUUAUCGUGCUGAAUUUUGAAUUUCUAUUUUGGUUCUUUUGCAGUUUCUUUUAUUUUUCUAUAUUUCUCAGCCUUUCAUGUUAAUUGAUUCCUUACCAAAAGUGUCAAAUGCUGAAAUUUUUGUCGUUUUUGCAUCACCAUAAUGUGCUGAUAAACUCUGCAUUUUGA